Megalops cyprinoides (Indo-Pacific tarpon) is the source of this 2583-nucleotide messenger RNA. RefSeq lists its product as uncharacterized. Lineage: Eukaryota; Metazoa; Chordata; Actinopteri; Elopiformes; Megalopidae. The coding region runs from base 270 to 2084 and encodes 604 amino acids. The record is from RefSeq and is a predicted model, not a curated record. The transcript has 14 exons.
AAAAUCCACAAGAACACUUAAUUUGAAUGCGAAAAAUGAAAGUGGUUCUUGCGACGUCUAGCUUGCUGCUGCUAAUUACGUUGGAUUUCCCAAGGGACAAAUAGGCGGCUACCAAGCUGUCUGGAUACUUAGAAUAAUGGGCAGUCAGUGUGAAUGAUAUUUACCUGGCUAGAGAGCUGACUGGCCGAUGUUUACAUCUGUUGUGUGACCAGUGCAAACUGAACGCGUCUGUUAACUGCAGUUACCAUUCCACUUGACUCUGUGAAAUUAUGGCACAGAUGGGAGGCUUACUGCCAUCCUCUGCAGGGGAACAGCCCUCUGACAGUCGGCUUCUGGUGACAUUUCUCAUGUCAGCGAUUGACUCAAUGUGCAAGGAUCUGGCUAAGUCAAGUGUGGAGGUGGCCUGUGUGGCGGUCUUCAACCAAGAGGUGUUUGUGGUGGGCACAGAGCGAGGCAAAGGAUAUGCCAAGAUCAGGUCGGACUUCCAGAGAGAAUUUGUCACAUACUGUGUUUCUGAGGAGGAGAGAGCUAAAGAGCACAAGAGGAGUAAAAGCAGUACAUCUGAACAUGUUUCUGAAAAGCUGAAUAGGGAGAAACUGAUAAAGGCUGUGGAGGACCUCUUCUCAUCAUGUUAUGGAAGAGCGCUGGGGAAAUCCAGUCACAUGCCUGUGCCUUACAACCUGCUUCAGGAGGACCCUUCAGCUGUGGAAGUAAGAGGUCUUCCUGAUGGCAUCCUCUUAAAGGAGCCGAGAAGUUACGAUAUGUCAACACUUAAGAAAAUUCUGGAAAAGAAGUCCCACAUAAGCUUUGUAUUGAGAAGGGACACAUUUCCAGUUUCAGGACAAAGAAAGCUGAAAGCAAAGAGCACAAGUCUGGCAGUGAAGUGUGAAAACAGUUCACCAGAUCAUUUUGUAACGGUACGAGUGAAAGCAGAAUCCCAUGAAAACCAGGAGGAGUCAGAAAUGGCAGUUACUACUGUGAAGGAAGAACAGGAUGGCUCUCAUUACGCCUUGACAAGUAGUCAUUGUGAUAGGGAAGCUGGAGAGGAAGAGGGAAAGGUAUUCUCAGUAGUAGCCUCAGCAGCCUGCUGGUCGAGAGCUGGGAUUGACCUGGCCCUUGGCCCUGGCCAGCAUCCACCUAACUUAGGCUUCCAGCCCCACUUCAGCAGCAGGAACACCCAGUGCAGCACCAAAUGGGGCAUGACAGUCCUCCGCAAAUGGUACCAGGGCCGCUUCCAGCGGCCGGCCAGCACCAUCGACCUCAUGUCCCCCAGAGAGCUGGACGAGAUCCUGAGGGAGUUCUACCUCAACGCCAAGACAAGCAAGAAGGACCCGUACACCAAGAACUCCCUGAACGCCAUACGCAAGAGCAUCAACCGCUACCUGCGCGGGCCCCCCCUUCGCCGUCACAUCAACAUCCUCUGCGACUCCCAGUUCCCGGCCUCCAACCGCACCUACCGCGAGGUCUGCAGCACCCUGAAGAUGGAGGGCAAGGCCUCCACCAAGCACAUGGUCCCCGUGGCUGCCGAGGACCUGCUGAAGCUCUACCAGAGCAGCGCGCUGAAGACCAGCUCCCCUCAGACUCUGCUCAACAAAGUCUGGUUCGACAUCAUGUUCUUCCUCGCACGCGAUGGAGGAGGCGGCCGCUACAUGCAGCGGGAGUUCACGAGGGAGUCCUUCGGCUUCGGGAUUGACGAGCACGGCAGGGAAUUUGUGUAUGCAGUGAAGGACGAGCGCAGUGACUUGACCCGGAGGAUGUGUCAGAAGAUGAGGAUGUAUGCCCUUCCCGGAGACCCGCGAUGCCCGGUUUCAGCCUUCCAACUCUACCUCUCCAAACUCAACCCCUUCAGCAACGCGCUGUUCCAGCACCCGAUCCUGCAUCCCUCCACAGACAUUUGGUACAACACAAAGCCUGUUGGGGUCAAUGUUUUAGGCAGCAUGAUGCCCAGACUCUCUAAGGAAGCUCAGCUUUCUUUCAUCUACUCCAACCACAGUAUAAGAAUGACCCCAAUUGCACUGCUUCAAGGACUUCUGCAGCCACCUAGCUCAAAGGCUUCUUCACUGACAUUCAAGGAUCAAUGCUGAACAGUGCUGGAGAGCAUAUUACAUUGUAUGGAGCAACAUUUUCAUAUCGGUGUGUGCAGGAAUGCUGUGUCUUCAGAUUUCACUGCAAUGCACUUACUCUGCACUCAAAUGUUAAAUCAUCUUUUCCUGUCGUGCGUGGCCUACUUCUGCACGUCAGAAUUUGUACAGUUUAGUGCUUCUGUGUAAUAAAUAUUCAGUCUUUGGUGUUGGAAAAUGAUAUGCUGCAGUCACUGUGAUAUCAGAAAUACUUGGGCCUUUUCACAUGCUGCAAUAUUGAAGCCGCUGACAGGUUCUGUUCAUGGUUCCCCUUUUGGCUCUCCCUGAAUCAUUGAUCUAUGCUCAUGUAAAAAUGCAGGAUAGAAUAGAAUCAUCCACUGGAUACUGUUCUUUAUGGGAGUAAGUACAGUACAUGGAAUAUGUCACUGAAUGCAGUACCACAUAUGAUAGCAAAGUCUCCUAGCAUGACGGAAAUUAAUGGAAUUUUCUUAAGUUGAUGUAA